AUGUAUUUCGAUGUAAACAACUUGUACGGUUGGGCGAUGUGUCAACCGUUGCCCUAUGCCGAAUUUCGAUGGGUCGACGACAUCUCUGACUUUGACGUUAGCGCGAUCACUUCGGAUUCACCCAUAGGUUAUAUUCUCGAGAUCGAUCUCGAGUAUCCGCAACAUCUUCACGACGCGCACGCGAACCUACCGUUCUGCCCGACGCGCGAUAAGCCGCCCGGCAAGCGGCAGGACAAGCUCCUCGCGACAUUAUACGAUAAGAAGCGUUACGUCAUACACUAUCGCAACCUGCAACAAUGCACGCGUCACGGCCUUCGCGUCGCAAAGAUACAUCGCGUAUUGCAAAUCGCUCAACCCGCAUGGCUCCGCGAUUACAUCGAACUCAACACCCGGUUUAGAACGCGCGCGACAAACGAUUUCGAGAAAAAUUUAUACAAGUUAAUGAACAACGCGGUAUUCGGUAAAACUAUGGAAAACGUGCGCAAUCACGUCGAUGUAAAAUUAUUAACAAAGUGGGACGGACGAUACGGCGCGGAGGCGAUGAUCGCGAAACCAAAUUUUCACAGCAGGAGCGUCUUUUCGGAAAAUUUGGUUGCUGUCGAAUUGUGCAAACUCGAGGUGAAAGUUAAUAAACCGAUCUACGUCGGUAUGUGCAUCCUCCGCGAUUACAUCGAACUCAACACCCGGUUUAGAACGCGCGCGACGAACGAUUUCGAGAAAAAUUUAUACAAGUUAAUGAACAACGCGGUAUUCGGUAAAACUAUGGAAAACGUGCGCAAUCACGUCGAUGUAAAAUUAUUAACAAAGUGGAACGGACGAUACGGUGCGGAGGCGAUGAUCGCGAAACCAAAUUUUCACAGCAGGAGCGUCUUUUCGGAAAAUUUGGUCGCUGUCGAAUUGUGCAAACUCGAGGUGAAAUUUAAUAAACCGAUCUACGUCGGUAUGUGCAUCCUAGACAUUUCUAAAACGUGUUUGUACGAAUUUCAUCACGAAUACAUGGUACCGUUAUAUCGAGAGAAAUGUAAAAUAAUGUACACCGAUACAGACAGUUUGAUUUAUCACAUCGAGUGCGAGGAUGUGUACAAGAAUAUGAAACGCGAUAUUGCUAGAUUCGACACGAGCGAUUAUCCGGCUAACAACGCGUACGGUAUACCGCUCGAGAACAAGAAAGUGCCGGGCUUGAUGAAGGACGAGAAUAACGGUGCGAUCAUGACUGAAUUUGUCGGGCUUAGAGCAAAAAUGUACGCGUUGCGAGUAGAUAGUAAAAAGGAUACAAAAAAGGUUAAAGGCGUCAAGAGUAACGUCGUAGCGAGAACGAUAACGUUCGACGAUUACACGCGGUGCCUGCACGAUGAAAUUGAAACGACUCGACAGCAGUCAUGCAUAAGGUCAAAAUUGCACGAAGUGUACACAAUCAGCGAGACAAAAAUCGCCCUGAGUCCGUACGACGACAAGCGAUAUAUCGUACUUGAUUCGACCGACACGCUACCGUGGGGACAUUACCGGAUACCCUUAUAAUGUAACGUAAUGUAAUGUAAUGUAAUGCAUGCAUGUA
Messenger RNA from Formica exsecta, 1555 nucleotides. RefSeq lists its product as uncharacterized. Gene Ontology annotation, biological process: DNA replication. Gene Ontology annotation, molecular function: DNA binding; nucleotide binding; DNA-directed DNA polymerase activity. The transcript has a single exon. The coding region runs from base 1 to 1518 and encodes 505 amino acids. NCBI's taxonomy places the organism in Eukaryota, Metazoa, Arthropoda, Insecta, Hymenoptera, Formicidae. The record is from RefSeq and is a predicted model, not a curated record.